AUGAUGGCCGGCAAGUCGCAGGCGGGCCUGGAGCCUGGUCACCCGCUCGUGACACCUCCUGACCCGACCGGCUCCAACUCCCCGCCUUCUAAGAGAGACUUGGCCUCGUGGUGGAGGCAGUUCAAACGAAAUACAAGAAAAGACGAUGUCAAAGAGCAACCGCGAGGUAUCUUCGGCGUCCCCCUCAAUGUCAGCAUCAAAUAUGCAAAUGUUGCUAUCUCUCUUACUGGCGAAAAUGGAAAAAGUCAUAUCUACGGAUAUGUCCCUAUUGUCGUGGCCAAGUGCGGUGUCUUUUUGAAAGAUCGAGCGACGGAUGUGGAAGGAAUUUUCCGUCUCAGCGGAUCAGCGAAGCGCAUCAAAGACUUGCAGGAGAUCUUCGAUUCCCCCGAACGGUAUGGAAAAGGCUUGGACUGGUCGGGAUACACCGUGCACGACGCCGCCAAUGUUCUUCGUCGGUACUUGAAUCAACUGCCCGAGCCCAUCGUUCCCCUAGAAUUCUACGAGCGCUUUCGCGAACCCCUGCGCGUCUACCAACGACAGGCGCAGGACCAAAUCGAGCCGCUCGAAGCCACUCAGUUCGACCACGCUAAGGCGGUAGAGACCUACCAGCGCCUCAUCGUAGAGCUUCCUCCCUUGAACAAGCAAUUGCUCCUCUACAUCUUGGAUCUUCUGGCCGUCUUUGCUUCCAAGUCGGAUCAGAACCGAAUGACCUCCGCCAAUCUCUCCGCGAUCUUCCAACCGGGACUACUGUCUCACCCCCAACACGACAUGUCGCCUGAAGAGUACAAGUUGAGUCAGGACGUUCUGAUUUUCCUCAUUGAAAACCAAGAUCACUUCUUGGUCGGCAUGAGUGGCACCACGCCAGAUGAACAACAAGUCAAGGAAGUCGAAGCUGGCUUCCAGCCUGCCGCUGCCUCCAAAGCGGAGGGUGGCCUGGGACAACGCCCCUCAACUGCUUCGAACAUUCGGCGGUCCGUCUCGAACGCGAGCGCCAGCAACGACAGCCACCGUAGGGUCGAUGGCCUUCGACGUAACGUUUCCGUAUCUUCGCGUAACUCGCGCAAUUCACGCCAGUCAAGCAACGCCCCCAGUCCUAGCACACCUACGUCCGUCUCGGGAGGAGGUGUGCAUCGCAGCAACACCGUUCCCUCUAAAAUGGGGCCGGUUGUAGCUCAAGCUCGCUACGCUCGCGCCGCAGAACGUGCCACGCAAAAUCCGUCGAACCUCUCCAUCUCCCAUCAAAGUUCCCGGUCACCAAGCGCCGCGCCAUCGCCCCGUGAGGAAAUCGGGCCGCAACAAGCCGGCUCCACGUCUUCUGUUGCGAGUGUUGGUUCUGGUACUACUUAUGUUCAUACCUCUACUCACGGCCCUAUACCGCUGGCUGCCGCUGAAAAAUUGAACAUAAUCGACCGCGCAACACCUCUGCCCACCUACCAAGCGCAAAGCUCACCCAGGAGUCCGCUACCCGCAGGACCUACCUCACAGAGCAUCCCGCUUCAGGGUCUGACAAAUUCUUUCUCCCCACCUCCCCAGGUCGUUACGCCCACGCGCGAGCGUAAGCUGGCUAGUUUCUUCACAAAAUCUCCGCCCCCGGACGGGGAAACUCGACAGCCUAAUCGUCUGAGAAAGAAACGCAUCCCCGGCAGUGCCAGUAUCAGCGCGCAGAGCUCGACCAACUCUCUUGAUCCACAUUGGGAUUCAUCUCAAGAGACGGCCACGUCGCAGAAGUCCAUGGAUGUAGGUGACACGACUCCGAAGCCGCCAAGUACCGCCACCUUGGGCAACCGCGAUGCGCCCUUUGAAUCGACACCUACAGUUGGGGAUUCCUCGUCACAACCGCACACUGAUAGCUCCCUGAAACCUCAUCGGUCGCGCACACCGUCCAUGAACUCUCGGUCAUCGUUUACUGAUCAUUCAGACCUGGAUCAGCCCGAAGAAGGACCUCGCUUUGAGUAUAGAGACAAUCGUCGCAGCUGGCGGUUCCAUAGGACUGCGAAACGCAGCAAUGAGCAGAUGGGAUUGGGGUUGGCCUCGCCUCCAUUGCUUGCCGUGGACUCCGGGACCGAAAUGAGCAACACCUCACUGGGCAGUGGAUCACACCAAAGCUUUGAUCCUACCAGUCAGCCAUUGGCACUGGAUGCGGGCGUCCAGAGCAACUCGGUCCAAAGCGGUGAGCCCGAGAAGAGAAGCCUAUUUGGCAAGUUCAAGGCGAAGAUGCAACAAGUCGUGAAGGAUGAGCGUGAACGUGCAAAGAGCCCAGCCGAGUCAGAACCAGAUUCGAUUGCGGCACAUCAGUCACCGCAAUCGCGCUCUUCCCAGACAAAUGGCAAUUCUUCCGUCGAAGUGCCUACAGAUCAGCAUAGGGAGGGGUUAGCAAGGCCGCCCACGUCUCCUACUCCAGCAGCUGGGUUUCCAUCAGCCAUCCCGGAAGAACCACAUAGCCCCAAGGUUCCCUUGGCUGUGACCGAGGAAUCAAAACACGUGCCAGCACCUGGGCAAACAGUAUCCCGCGAAUUGUCCACUGCGCCUAUGGACACGGCUGUGCCAGCCGACCCCUCAAAAGCCUAA
Penicillium diatomitis is the source of this 2568-nucleotide messenger RNA. RefSeq lists its product as uncharacterized. The transcript has 3 exons. Bases 1 to 2568 code for a protein of 855 amino acids. NCBI's taxonomy places the organism in Eukaryota, Fungi, Ascomycota, Eurotiomycetes, Eurotiales, Aspergillaceae. Gene Ontology annotation, molecular function: GTPase activator activity. Gene Ontology annotation, biological process: signal transduction; regulation of fungal-type cell wall organization; activation of GTPase activity. Gene Ontology annotation, cellular component: cell cortex. The record is from RefSeq and is a predicted model, not a curated record.